UCUUGCUGCCACUUAUCAAUACAUAGGCAAUAACAUUGGCGUACUCUCACAGUUGAAAUCGAGACAGAGCAUAUAAAACCAAUUUGCUUUUCUCUCACCAUUUUCUCUCACCCUUUUUUUUUCCCAUUUUCUUUUUUGUCUGUCUUUCCCCGCUCCUAUUUCUCUUCUAUUCACGGUUCAGUCGUAUUAUCGUAUAUAAUCCUAUAAGGCAUGGCGGACCUCAAGACAACAACACCCGCACCCGAGGAGGAAAAGAUCGAAUACGAAGUCGACACAAAGGAAAAAGAGCAGUAUGAUCUGGAUCAGCAAGUUGAAAUGAAGGACGACCGACCGAUAGGUCAGGAAUUCGUCGAGGAGUGGCAGUUCACUUGGCGUGCAUCUGUCGUAGGCUCUCUUCUCGGCUGUCUUGUAGCCGCAUCAAACACAUAUCUCGGUCUUAAAAUCGGCUGGACUUUUGGUGCCUCGCUCUUUGGUGCCAUCUUCUCCUUCGCCAUCAUCAAACCACUGUCGCGCGUGUUGCCACUAUGGGCUGGGGGUGGCUACUUUGGUGCAAAGGAGAACGUUACAGCCCAAUCUGCCGCCACCACUGCUGGCGGUCUUUCCGCCGGUUUCGUUGCUGGUGUACCAGCUAUGUACAAGCUUGGACUGAUGAGCACACCCAAGAACGAUGCCGCCGCCCUCGUCCUCUUUACCAUCUCGGCCGCCUUUUAUGGUCUCUUCUUUGCCGUCCCUCUCCGAAGACACUUUGUCCUCAACCAGGAUCUACCUUUCCCUACUCCCCGUGCUACCGCUACCACCAUCAUCUCAUUGCACAAUAGUGUCGAAGGUGAACGUGAAGCCAUGCGUAAGGCCAUGUGGAUGGGAAUCUUUUUUAUGAUCACUUUCAUCUGGACCUUGAUUGCCUACUGGGUCCCCUUUUUUGAAACUAUUCACAUUCUCUGGUGGAUUGGUUACAGCACCGGCUAUGAGAACAUGAUGAGCGCUGAUGCAGAUUGGGGUUGGUACUUCUCAUUCGACUGGCCAUUCUUCGGUGCUGGUCUCAUGACACCCGGUUCAACUGUCCUCAGUUUCUUCAUUUCGUCCAUCUUCUUGUACGGUAUCAUUGGUCCUACCUUGGUGACAAAGGGGCACUGGAUCGGCGCUGGUGGUUUUAGCGACGAAGGCGAGACGGCUCAAAAGUUCUACUUGUGGCCUGGUAUUGCGCUUAUGGUCUUGUCUUCCAUGACCGAACUGUUUGUCCGAUACGAAAUGUUGUGGCGUGCAUGCAAGGGCGGCGCUGCUGAAAUCUUCUAUGCUGUCCGAGAAGUCAUCCUCUUUGUCAAGGUCAAGAUCCUGCGUCGCGGCAGUGACUCCGUCUCUGGUGCCAAUGGUCGUCCGGAAGUUACCGAUGAGCUUUUCAAGCCCGAAGAACUUGUCCCUGUCUACUGGUGGGGAACUGGCGUUGUUAUCUCCAUCAUCUUUACCUGCGCUAUUAUGGGUGAAUACUUUGGCAUGCCUGUCUACCAAUCCAUUGUUGCUGUCAUUAUCGCCUUCAUCCUCGCCUUUGUCGGUAUCCAGUCGUCUGGUGAGACCGAUAUCAACCCUACCGGUAGUAUUGGUAAGAUGGCCCAGCUCGUCUUUACUGGCAUGCCCGCCCACUCCACCGAGCAACUGCAAAAGAACAACUUGAUGGCUGGUACCAUUGCUGCUUCUGCUGCCUCGCAGUCUGUCGACAUGGUUGGUGAUUUGAAGACCGGCCAGCUUGUUGGUGCUUCUCCUCGAUCCCAGUUCUUGGCCCAAGCCGUCGCCUCUAUCCCCGCUAUUGGCAUUGCCGUAGGUCUCUUCAUCCUGUUUGCUGAAGCCUAUCCUUGCAUCAUCAACGACGAUUUAGACACAUCCAACUGCGAGUUCCAGCUUGUGGCCGUCAUGGCAUGGCUCCAAGUGACCCGGCUGUUGACUGGCACCGCUGAUCCAUUAACUCGCGACUGUAUCAUUGUCACUGCCGUGUGUGCUGUCAUUGGUGUCAUCGUACCUGUACUGAAGUUCAGAGUUAUUCCCGAAAAGUAUCAUCGCUAUGUUCCCUCUAUGUCGGCGAUUGGUAUUGCCAUGAUCAACCCUGCUCCGGAAAUUCCUUUCUCAAUGUUCCUCGGCUGGUCCGGUGGCAAGAUCUGGAAGCGCUUCUAUCCUAAGCAAUAUGACGACUUUAUGCACAGUGUCGCUGGUGGUAUGAUUGCUGGUCAAGGUAUCUCUGCUUUGUUGAAGGCCGUUUUCCAGCUUGGCGGUGUUGAGGGUGACAUCUUUUACGCCUCCUGCAUUAUGGGUGAAAAAGCCAACUGCCCUUAAUAUCCUUCUUUACUUGGUUUCUCCUGCUGUGGUAGUAUGUUCCUCUAUAAAUACACAUUCACCCUCCCUUCUCCUUUUGUUACUCUACUUUGCACCUUUAUAUAUUACAAUUUUUCUCUUUGAUAUACCUUUUUCCUACCUUUUUUGUACUAUAGUAUACACUUCACGAACCUUUUAUCAUAAUUAUAAUGUAAUGCAGCUUCUUUCCUGUUACGUUGUCGUGUGUGAUGUACCGAUUGAACUUUAAAUACAAAAGAAAUAAUAACUCAUUUUCUAACUAUCA
Zychaea mexicana is the source of this 2605-nucleotide messenger RNA. Its product is annotated as OPT oligopeptide transporter protein-domain-containing protein. Gene Ontology annotation, cellular component: fungal-type vacuole membrane. The transcript is spliced from 3 exons. Bases 211 to 2322 code for a protein of 703 amino acids. NCBI's taxonomy places the organism in Eukaryota, Fungi, Mucoromycota, Mucoromycetes, Mucorales, Lichtheimiaceae. Gene Ontology annotation, molecular function: oligopeptide transmembrane transporter activity. The record is from RefSeq and is a predicted model, not a curated record.